This is a messenger RNA of Callithrix jacchus (white-tufted-ear marmoset), 2539 nucleotides long. RefSeq names its product phytanoyl-CoA 2-hydroxylase interacting protein like (gene PHYHIPL). Gene Ontology annotation, cellular component: cytoplasm. Gene Ontology annotation, molecular function: protein binding. NCBI's taxonomy places the organism in Eukaryota, Metazoa, Chordata, Mammalia, Primates, Cebidae. The record is from RefSeq and is a predicted model, not a curated record.
AGUAAGGAGUUCCCACGUUUGCCCCGCUUCAGGGUCGAGGGACGGCAAAAGGCUGUCUCCAAACCCCUCUACGCCUCAGGUAAUCCGCUGAUUUCUCCCACAGACGCAGCUGUUUCCGAGGAAUGUCUGGCAGAGCCCACAGGGUGCGGGCAGCGAGUAUCCCAGGAUUUUCAGGGGAGAAGGUGGGUCCCACACCCCAAUACCAUACAAAAAGUCCAAAGAGUCUGGGCCCUUAUUUUCCUGUUCUUGAAAAAUAACUAACCUGCUCGCCCUCGCCUCCUCGUGCAGACCCCUCAGGGCCAACUCGGGCUUAGCCAGACACCGAGAACAAACAGAAGACACUAAGUCGCCACCAUCAGGAAGGAGGGCGAGGCAGCCGCGCUGCAUACAGCUCCCGCAGCAGUUCUCACGGGCUCAGUCGCCCGACGCGUCACGCGCGAGGUUGCCUCGGCCGUGGCUCGAGGGCAGGUGGGGGCGCGUGCGCGCAGAAGGGCGGGGGAGGGACCGCCGCGCGCCAGCAGGUGGGCGCGUCCUCCCGCGCGCGUGCGCGCGCGUCGUGCCCUCUUCCUCACGUUCCCCGCGCGCUGCGUCCCCUCCCCGCCGGGAGCGCGCGCCUCCAGUCCUCGCGCCGUUUCCUGCUCGGUCUCUCAAAGCCGCACACUCCCCGGAGCUCCUGCCACAGCCGUCGCCUUCGCGGCGGCUCUCCAGACCCGUGCCUCAGCCCCGGCGCUGCAUCACCGCGUCCCAGGCGUCCUUCCCUCCUUCUGCCACUCCCCCUCCCUUUCCCGCCCUUCUUGCCCACCGGGCCGGCAAAGAGAGCCUGGAUACGAAGCAGGCGGGCUUGAGAAGGGGGUUGGAAAAAUGGAGGUACCGCGCCUGGAUCAUGCCCUCAACAGCCCCACCAGCCCCUGUGAGGAGGUGAUCAAAAACCUCAGCCUGGAGGCCAUUCAGCUAUGCGACCGGGACGGGAAUAAAUCACAAGACAGUGGCAUUGCAGAGAUGGAAGAACUUCCUGUACCACAUAACAUCAAAAUCAGCAAUAUUACCUGUGACUCAUUCAAGAUUUCAUGGGAAAUGGAUUCAAAAUCAAAGGAUCGCAUUACACACUAUUUCAUUGACCUCAAUAAGAAAGAGAACAAGAACUCCAAUAAAUUUAAACACAAGGAUGUUCCCACAAAAUUGGUGGCAAAAGCUGUUCCCUUGCCUAUGACUGUCCGUGGACACUGGUUUUUAAGCCCAAGAACUGAAUAUACAGUGGCAGUUCAGACUGCCUCAAAACAAGUUGAUGGUGAUUAUGUUGUAUCUGAAUGGAGUGAAAUUAUAGAAUUCUGCACCGCAGACUAUUCAAAAGUUCAUCUAACACAGUUGUUGGAGAAGGCUGAAGUGAUUGCAGGACGUAUGCUUAAGUUUUCUGUUUUUUAUCGUAAUCAGCACAAAGAAUAUUUUGACUAUGUUCGAGAACAUCAUGGGAAUGCUAUGCAGCCCUCUGUCAAGGAUAACAGUGGUAGCCAUGGCUCUCCUAUCAGUGGAAAAUUAGAAGGCAUCUUCUUCAGCUGCAGCACUGAAUUCAAUACUGGAAAGCCACCCCAGGAUUCACCUUAUGGAAGAUACAGGUUUGAGAUUGCAGCAGAAAAACUUUUUAACCCCAAUACUAACUUAUACUUUGGGGACUUCUACUGUAUGUACACUGCUUAUCAUUAUGUGAUUCUUGUUAUUGCUCCUGUGGGAUCACCAGGAGAUGAAUUUUGUAAGCAGCGCCUUCCUCAACUAAAUUCUAAGGAUAAUAAAUUUUUGACCUGUACAGAAGAAGAUGGGGUGCUGGUUUACCACCAUGCCCAGGAUGUCAUUUUAGAAGUCAUUUACACUGACCCUGUGGAUCUUUCUCUGGGCACCGUGGCAGAAAUCACUGGUCAUCAGCUCAUGAGUUUGUCUACUGCAAAUGCAAAGAAAGAUCCCAGCUGCAAAACCUGUAAUAUCAGUGUUGGACGUUAAUGCCCACUCUUCUUAUUCUUACUCAGCCCCUUUUCUUCCCUUAGGAGCAUUGGUCCUCUGUUGUCCAUUUUCAUCAUCAGAUGUUUUCCACUGAAGCAUGCACAUGCCACUGUCGCCAAAAACAAAAUACCACUUUCCAAAUUUCAUUCAGAGCCAUUUUAGUGUUUUCCUAUUCCCUACCCCUCCCACUACUUUCAAUGAUGACAUACCCUAAGUUCUUCUGACACUUUAUUGCCUAGUUGCUGCAAUGUUUUUAUGUUUCCUUUAUGCCAAACAUAACAAAACAGUUAUAUAGACUGCUUUAGCAAAGUACAAAAUAAUGGCUUAUAAAUGGUGUUUAAAUAUGCAUUCAUUUUAAUCUACUGAAUAAAUAUUGGAAUAACUCCAAAUCGCAUGAAAGGGUGUAAUUGCAGCAUGAGUUAAAUCUUGAAGCCUAGAAUUGUCAGCAUUUCCAACUCCUUGUUUGACAGUGUUAUUUAUGUUAUUUAUAUUAGCUAACAGGAAACAACUACUGUGUUAUCAACAUAAUAAAUAUAAUAGAAAAAUA